CAAGCAUCCUAUUGUCACUCACAGGCAAGAGCUAGCCAAGUGUACGAGUACUACUCCCAGUGAAGCAGCCACAUUAGCUGACCAGCUGACAGCAGCAGCCAUGUCGGAGGAGAAGCACCACCACUUCUUCAACCACCACAAGAAGGACGAGGACCAGCAGCCCGCCGGCGGAGAGUACGGCGGCGGGUACUCGGAGACCGUGGCCGUCGAGGCGGUGACCGCCGGCGAGAACGAGUACGAGAGGUACAAGAAGGAGGAGAAGGAGCACAAGCACAAGCAGCACCUCGGCGAGGCCGGCGCACUCGCCGCCGGCGCAUUCGCCCUCUACGAGAAGCACGAGGCGAAGAAGGACCCGGAGCACGCGCACAGGCACAAGAUCACGGAGGAGAUCGCCGCCACGGCGGCCGUCGGCGCCGGCGGAUACGCCUUCCACGAGCACCACGAGAAGAAGAAGGACCACAAGGAAGCCGAGGAGGCCAGCGGCGAGAAGAAGCACCACCACCUCUUCGGCUGAUGGCCGGCCGCCGGCGAUGAGCACCACCUGUCCAUUACUUGCUUGUGUGCACGCGUACGUGUUAAUUUGACGAGUUACUGCAGUAUGUACAAAUAAGUCCUUUCCGGACCUUCGCUUGCUUGUGUGAGACUGAGAGGUGGGGCCGUGUGCGGCGAGGUGCUCAUCAUGUGUACUUGCUUGAUUUUUCUCUGCAUGUAUAAUUGCGUUGAAUAACCAGGAGCGACGUGUGUGGCUCCCAAGUCAAGCUCUUGUCUAUCUGUGGUUGAAUGUUUGUGCCCUGAGAAUCAACACGUGGAAGGUUUUUUUUAA
This is a messenger RNA of Setaria italica (foxtail millet), 823 nucleotides long. Its product is annotated as abscisic stress-ripening protein 3. Bases 101 to 514 code for a protein of 137 amino acids. The record is from RefSeq and is a predicted model, not a curated record. The transcript is spliced from 2 exons. NCBI's taxonomy places the organism in Eukaryota, Viridiplantae, Streptophyta, Magnoliopsida, Poales, Poaceae.